Paraglomus occultum is the source of this 8109-nucleotide messenger RNA. The record is from the annotation of a GenBank genome assembly. Lineage: Eukaryota; Fungi; Glomeromycota; Glomeromycetes; Paraglomerales; Paraglomeraceae.
AGCUGUUUGUAGCAGCAUGUAAUGACAAGUUUCGGGUUCCAAACAUUAUUAUGUCGUUGUACGCUAAUCAUGGCUCAUACCCUGAACCAUGGCAGGUAUUUAUAUGCAGAACAACAACAACAGCGGAAGAACUUACGCUAUUUAUAAAAAGAUGUUUUUUUGCGGCAGCAAACGGCUACAAAGAUUGUUUGUACUGCAUUGCUAACUUGGAGUUUCUUGAAUUUGAGCUACAAUACAAUCUCGUUAAGGACAUAAGAACGUUGCUUGAACGAGAAAAGAAUUAUAAAUUGGCAUUAAUAUGUUACAGAGAGCGUGGUAUCCAUCACCACAUUCUCGACCAAUUUUCAAAUCAUGUAUACAGUACAAUAGGUCUCGAGGAAGCUUCCAUGAAAAAUAUGUACAGAGAACUCUGCCCAAAUGUGGCGUGUAUAUCUUCAGAUCUAUCUGGUCAGGGUAAAACAGAAUAUGUCAAACAAACUCGUAUGAAGGCGGAGUCAAUUCCAAAAAGCGUACUGAUAAGUGAUAGCAUGCAUUACGAUCGACUCGUGCGUCAAUUACACGAAUGCAGACUGAAAAGCUUAGAGAGUUUGCACCUGAACAUUGUUUCUGUUGACAAUACUGCAGAAGUCAACAUGUUUAUUUUUGAGUUUCUUACGCUUGGGAUGAUUUCCAACAAAGUACAUAUUGCUACUCUUCCAAAGCAAGUCUUAAUUGAGAUUGCAUCAACCGUGGAUCAAUAUUUGCUUGAGUCAUUGCCAAUUAUCAAAUGUUUACCCCGAAAGCACCUUACCUGGAACAUUAACAAUUUUAUUGUCUCAAGCGAAGUCCACAGUCCAAUUCAGAUUGUUUGUCGCUAUUUGGACAUCUACACGAAACAGACGAUUGAUGAUGAUGAUAUCUUUUUCGACGAACCUGUAGCCAAGCAAUUACCACACGCACGUUGUCGCGAACUCAUACAAGAGUACUUUUUUGCAGAUAACCCGGAGACAAUUGCGUCUUAUCGUUUUGUAGAGAUUUUCGUUGGUGUUCUUGCUGAUCAAUUAGUUCGCUUAUCCUCAAGCUCUUUCUUUCGUGUUGAAAAUCUCAAGUUGAUGAUGCGAAAUUCAGAUGUACGAUCAACGCUACUUGAGACUCUAUUACGCGUGUCAAAAGAUUUUGCGACACGUUCGGUUGAAAGCAAAGCCGCACAGCUAGCAUCGACGGCAGCAGACGCGGAUAAUGCUCGAUUGGCUACAAUAGUCAAAUGGGAUGACUCGAAUCAUUUGUUAGUAUUUUUCUUAUCGCAAACAUCAGAUUAUAUUUGCGCUCUUUACCGUGAUAGAGCUAAGGUACCAGACAAUGUCAAACGUCUUUUAUGGAGCCAGAACGCAUCAGAUUGCGCACAGUUAGAAACAUUUAAACUAGAAGACUAUCACGAGAUGAAAACUCAAGUUUUGCAGGAACGCCUGGAAUGUAUCGCUCGUACAUCGAUGGAGAGGCAAAAUUUUUCUUCUUACGCCUUAUCAGCUGAUAAUCUUAUAAAAAUGGCAUUAAUAUUACUGCGAGCACGUGCGAGCAUACCGGUUGUGGUGUGUGGGGAAGCUGGAUGCGGCAAGACGAGUUUGAUCGGUUAUUUGGCCGAAGUAGUGGGUGUCAGAUUCUGUAACCUCUCACUGCAUGCCGGUAUUGUUGAGAGCCAGAUUCUCACGUUUAUGAGCGAAGGAGAUAAACUUGCUGGAAAAGGAGAAGUGUGGUUAUUCUUUGAUGAAAUCAACACUUGCAACCACAUUGGUCUUUUGGCGGAUCUCAUAGCUCACAGAAUGUUGUUGGGAACGCCAAUACAUUCAAAUAUUCGUCUGUUUGCUGCUUGUAAUCCUUAUCGAUUGAGCAUAGGUAAUGAUAAUGUAGCAGGGCUAGCGAAAAGACGAGUCUAUCAGGAGCAAAGUCAACUCGUUUAUCAAGUACAUCCUCUUCCUGAUCAAAUUCUUGACUACGUCUGGGAUUUUGGCGUGCUCAAAAUCGAAGAUGAACAGAUGUAUAUUAAAAUUAUGAUUAAGAACCAGAUUGGCGUCAGAAGUGAUUUAAUUAUGGUUGAGAGUCAAAAAAGUAAGGUUGACGUCAUAAGUGAUUUGAUUUUUGAAUCGCAAAAGUACAUACGUGAGAUCGAAGGACCUCAAAGCGUAAGCUUGCGAGACGUUCGAAGAGCCAUCAGAUUGAUUUUAUGGUUUCACAAAAGUCUCCAAGAUAGGCUUAAUUUGAAGAAGAGCGGGGUGAGGGGAGGUCGGGCGAAUAGUGCACAUUAUCCGCCAGAAGUCAAAUACCUUUUAGAGCGUAGUAUUGUUUUAUCAUUGGGACUUUGUUAUCAAGCUCGGCUUUACGAUCAGGGUGAGAGAGCAGAGUAUCGUAAACAGAUGGCUCGUAUUUUCGAGAAGCACAAGGUUCGUCUGACCGCUGAAGACUUUAAACGAUACCUUAAGGAGGAGCAGAAUGAUUGGAUGCACAGAAUGGCACGUCCACCCGCUACUGCCCUUAAUGAGGCACUGUUGGAAAAUGUGCUUGUAAUGAUUGUUUGUAUUAUGACGAGAAUUCCAGUUUUUAUUAUUGGAGCACCUGGAAGUUCCAAAUCUUUAGCAAUAAGACUUGUCAGCUCUAAUCUUCGGGGAACUGAUUCUAAGGAUGAGUAUUUUAGAAAACUACCACAGGUUGUUACAAUUUCACAUCAAGGAUCAUCUUCCUCUACAUCCGAUGGUAUUCUGAAAGUUUUCCAGAAGGCAGAAAAAAUACAGAAGACAAAAUCCGAUAACUUUAAUUUACAGACAGUAGUUCUUUUAGAUGGAGUUGGUCUAGCGGAAACGAGUCCAUUUAAUCCCUUGAAGGUUUUACAUGCGCUACUUGAACCCAGUUAUCCUAAGGAUGGACCAGAGGUGUCGAUAAUCGGUAUAAGUAAUUGGAGAUUGGACAAUAGUAAAUCGAGUAGAGCAUUACUGGUUCAGAGACCUCAAUUGAGCAAAGAGGAUCUUGUGGAGACAGCUCUCUCUCUUUUGUUGAAAGGCGAACGCAAAUCAUCAAUUGAUAUGAGCAACCGCAAAAUAGAAAACCUUACUGCAGCCUACACAGAUUACAAAAAAAACCAGAAAUACCCCAACUUCCAUGGUCUUCGUGAUUAUUAUGCUUUAGUCAAAAGUUUGAGCAGAGGGAAACUUACUAUGGAUUCAAUACAAUUGGCCCUCGCACGAAAUUUCGGGGGCACUGAUCAAAUGAAAGCAAUAUGCGAAGAUUAUUUUGGGAACGUGUUGAAGGAAUCCGGUAGACUGUUCGAUUACAGCUAUGAUCCAAUACCAGUUGAAAAAUUAAUUGACGAGAAUCUUCAUGAGCAAGAUGCUAGACCUUUAAUGAUAAUUGGAAAAAGUGAUUCAAUACUUAACAUCCUUACUUAUUAUUGGAGGUCAUUCGAUAUGGAUCCAAUGGUUCUUUGCGGAUCGCAGUUUCCGGACGAUGCAGAGGGAGAUUAUUCUUAUGGCAUAUUAAGUAGAGUUAUGAUGUGCGUAGAAGCAGGAAAACCCCUUAUCUUGACUGAUCUGGAUAGUAUAUAUGGUAGCUUGUAUGACUUGUGGAAUCAGAAUUAUAUAACACAAGGUAGCAAAGACAAUCCCAAAUAUUAUACAAGAAUAGCUUUGGGGGCUUACGCCAAUCCAAUGUGUUAUGUGCAUCCGAAUUUCAGAUGUGUCCUUGUCUUUGAUGAGAAGCUAGUAUAUGACGCAGACCCUCCGCUUUUGAAUCGGUUUGAAAAGCAACGAUUAACUAUCAACGAUACGCUCACGAAAGAGCAAUGUCGUUUAUACCGUCAACUUGAAACCUGGGUCAAGUCUAUAUCAACAAUAAUGAGAAUGGAAGGUAUAAAUACAACUGGCGGAUUUACCGAAGCAGACCUAUUUAUCGGGUACGACAAGGAUGAAACACUACAGAGUCUUGUGAUUGACGAAUGCAAGAAAAGUUUGUCGCGUGAUAAUGAGGAUAUUUUAGAGCGCUGUAAAGAAAGAUUGAUAAAAAUCGCGUCAUCUGAUGGCUUAGUUAGGGCUACUCAUUCCGUGUUAGCUAUCGAGUCGGAUGAAGUGAUAAAUUGGACUUCUUACUUUGACCGCGGAGAGCAUGAUCAUAUAGCAGCGUAUUUUGGACCAUUAAUUGCAAAUUCUCUAUACAAUGAAGGGUAUCAAUUAAUAAUACAUACAUUCAGCAAUAUUAACACGGAUGUAAAGGGAUGCUUGGAAGGAAUUUUGAAAUGUCAAGUAGACAAGCUAUCGACAUUUAAAGCUGAGGCUCAACUACAGAGCAGAGUCAAGCAUUUCUGGUUUGAGAGCGACGAUGAGCUGCUCCUUCUGCAGUGUGACUUAUCGACAACAAGAGCGGGUAAUAUUAGAUUGGCAAAGUUGAUUAUUGAACAGUUGCGCAACGAAUACUUUGCAAGAAGACAACGCAAUGAGUAUGUAAACAUGCCAGCAAAACAUGCAUGUAUUAUAUUGCAUCAUCAUAGGGAUCAGACAAACACAAGUUUCUUCAACUUCAUGUGUGGAUGGGAACAAGUAACUAUUGAGACUUUAGUGCCUCAAGAGAAACCCCUGUCUGCUCUCAUAGAAGGCGAUCUAGGUGAAGUAAUUAACUCAGCAUAUCCUUUCGAAGAGAUCUUGCAACAAGAAUUAUUAUGGUGUCUACUUUGUAUUAAAUAUCCAGAUUCUUCACAAUCAAUCGAGCAUGUUCGACGAUUGAUAGAGGAAAUUCCAAACAAGAAAGCAUUCGUAGAUAUUUUGAAGAUGAGAAUUAUGCAAUGGAUUGACGAGAAUACUAGGCCAAACUGGCGGUUACGUGUGGCAUCAGAUAAAAGUGCUAUUUACUUGCAUUCUUCGUUCGCAGACGCUCUAUUAGCUUAUAUUCGUGUCCUGGUCAGGAAACCCAUUGCGCAGCUGUUAUAUGCAUUGGAAAAGCACUGCGCACUCCUGACGUUCUUCAACAUUACUGACGAUUUGAAAGAAGAUGAAGAGCUGAUUGAAUUCUGGAAGAGCAUGUAUCUAAACAAGAAGAUUAUUGACAUUGAGGCGAUCAAAGAGCCUGGACCAGACGGCUAUUCUAUAGCUAGCGGCUUACAUGACCUUCAUUUCCCAUUCUCGUAUUACUUUAUGAACCAAAUUAAUAGCUUCAAGAAAAUAUAUGUUGACGAUAUUGCCGAAUUGGAGGAAGAUGAAAACAACUUCGAUGAAAACGGCGAACUCAAUAAGAAAGUUGUAGAGGCUUAUCUUGACAAAUUCGAAGAUAGCAUUUUCUCAGCGUUACCAACACUUAGAUCUGCACCGUUGCGACGUUUUUCAAAACUUUACUUUAGAGAUUUUGUGACAGUGAUUGCGUCCAAUCAUGGUGGUGCCAAGAUUACCGGAAUCCUAAUGUCUCUUUUAAGCCGUCUUAUGGGUGAAGACAAAGUUUUGAACCCCAUCCUGUUGCACGUAUAUUGGUGGACGAAAUCAAAUGCUGUUUUAGCGCAAAUGCAGUUAGCUUCAUUGUUCCCGACUAUUAUGGAGAAUUUAGACGAUUACGAGAAUUAUGGAGAAACAUUUGAACAACUUAUUGUUAAUAAAGUGUCUCGAAUUUUCCUGGAUGAACUACAGCGACUUUCUGGCGAAGAAGACAUUCAUAGCAAGGCGAUAAAGUGGCAGCUGGACGUCACUCAUAUUAUGUCCCUUUGCGUCCAACUUCCCGGAUAUAAGGAGGUGAUAUUAUUCCAGCUACUCAGGAUUUGUAAUGAUUUGCUUUCUACACAAGCUAUUCCUGUUGACCACCUUACAAACAUUAUCAAUUUUGAUGAAGAUUUUCUUUCUGCGAAUUUCUUGAACGAUGUACUCAACACUUUGGACAAUCUUGAGCCAACGGAAAAGAACCUAACUUCACGUCAAUCAUUCUUGUUACGGUUUUUAAAUAUGAUUGAGAACGAUUCGGAAGUUCAACUGUUCCUUUAUGAUAAAAUAUUCCAACCUGCAGAACCAUUGCGUUUUACAGCGGCCGUCAUUCUUCGCAUCAUAUCUGCAGAAGACAUAGAGAAUGAUAAUAUAUUACUAUUACUUGUGCGAAGUCCUACGGAUGUAUUCGCAAAGUCCAGACGCCUAGAAGCUAUUAACCGCCGAUUGAAGAUGCACGAUCCGAAUACCCAAAUGAUAACACUUUGUUGUGACAUCAUUCAGCAGAAAUUCAGCGAACUAAACCUCCAAGAACUUUCUGGAUUCUUCCACGACGCGUCUCAGGCAAUACGUGGGACAAUGUCAGAACCAUUGCAACGCAUAUGCUCUAUUGCGCUUUUGAAACAAUUUGUUCAGGAGUUUUGGGAAUCUGCUGGUUUGGAUAAGCCAACCGUUCAGCAAAUUGAGUUUAAUUUUAUGCUGACAGACGACAUUCAAACGCUUAUAGUUGAACUGAAUAACGCCAUGGGAUUCAAUCAUCCACAAAUUCAUUCGCUAAAAGUUUAUUUUUUGAAAAAUCUUCGAUCUCGUGGCUUUACCAUUGGCGACCUCAAGACAUUCUGCACGGUCCAGAAGGGGCUGCUACCUUGGUUGGCAAAUUUGCCAUGGGAUUACGUUAAUCAGACCAGUCGAAUCCCGUUCAAUCCUUAUGGCUUACUUCAGGAAUACGGUGAUGCAGAAAUAGCCUAUACUACGAUGACACGGAUGUUAGAUAAGGGUCAAUUAGGCGUUAUUGUGAAGAAUGCUUUGGAAGCUGAAAGUCUCAAUUCACGCAUUGCUCUUAUUGGUAUUAUCGUCAACCAUCUGUACGGUAUUAGAGCGUCACGUGAAAUGACCUAUAACGAAAAUGAGGUUGCAGAAUUCUUGCAAGGCCAAAUUGACGAGAACAAGUUUUCCGCAUCUUACAAACAUUUAGCCUUAAAUUUAAUUACCAAUAGCCACGCUUUAUUGACCGUUCGACAACAAACAGAUAAUGCAGAAUUUAUAAUGCGAUUGGUUCUCGUCCACAUCAUUGCAGUGCACGCGUCGCUGCCAGCAGAAUCUUCACCAUUGACUUUAUACUUGCAAGAGUUACCGGUUGUAAGAAAUCACUUUAUUCUGACAUGUCCUUCUGACGAGGAAACUAUGAUCAUCAACGCGCUCAAUGACGCACACCCUGGCAAAGGCAUUUCCCGAUAUCAAUGUCAAUGCGGCUACAAAUAUUUUGUCGCAGAUUGCGGAGACGUCAUGAUGGCGCUGCGAUGCCCCGAUUGUGCUGCAGAUCUGGGCGGUCAUCAGUACGGCGUACCAGCUGCUGGUCAACGUAGGUUGGAUGAUAAACCAAUCAAGCAUAAUGUCGGCAAUAAAGACAAACCAGGUUAUAUCGUCGAGGAUGUGAUGGAAGACGCUCGGCGAAACGUUCGCGCUCUCACGUCAGCAGCAUAUCGAAUUUUGCAUCUUUUCGUGCACGCUUUGAUUGGUGUGUCAGCUCCUUCACCAAACGUCAAUGCCUUCUUGAAUGCCAAUGGAAACCCAAUAAACGAUCCGAUCGCUUACUGUCGUAAUCAUAUAACAAACGACUGGGCCAUUUUAAAGACUCUCCUUGCAUGUGACGAUGAAACUUUAGCUUUAAUAAUACACAGUAUACUGUAUUCGAUUAUGGCAGACAAGCCUAAUAUGGACGCACAUAUAAAAACAGCAGCAGCCCGGGAUCAGUGGGAGCAAUAUUUCCGUGACAAGUAUGUGACUCCGAUUAUCAGGAACGUAGCAGCAACGGCAAUGGACAUGCGCACGAAAAUGGAAAGAGCUGAACCGGAGAAACAAAAAGCCGCUCUUGAAACAGAGAUAAACGAAACCUUAUUAUUGACGGACGAGUAUUCAAAGAAUCAUCUGCCAGGUUUAUGGAGAAAGGUUGUGGAUGUGAAUAGAGAAAGUUUUGCAGUUUAUUUCGCAAAUAAUGAACAGUACAAAGCAGCAUUCCCGUUCAUUAACGUGUUUUUCAAACACGAAGAGAAGCUGCUUCUAGUUAAACAUCUAUGGUCAAUUGUUAAAUUUACGCAGACAUUAACGAGUCGAUUGACAUAUCGUUUGACACGACAGAAAGCGCAACAGACAACCUUCCGCGAUUUUAUCACCAAUGAAGAACAAAAUG